AUGUCAAAAGAGGCUACAACUAUAUCAAUUUCAAAUAAAACAACAGCAAAGACUAGAUAUUCCAUAUCAGCAACAACUACAACUCGAACAACAACAACGACUACAACUAAAGCAACAUCAAAAUCUACAACAACAACAACUAGAUCAGGAACAACAUCAAAUAAGACAACGACAACUACAACAUCAAAGACAACAACAACAACAACUAUUUCACCAAGUAGAACAACAACAUCUACAAGAACUUGA
Dictyostelium purpureum is the source of this 246-nucleotide messenger RNA. RefSeq lists its product as uncharacterized. Lineage: Eukaryota; Evosea; Eumycetozoa; Dictyosteliales; Dictyosteliaceae. The transcript has a single exon. The record is from RefSeq and is a predicted model, not a curated record. Bases 1 to 246 code for a protein of 81 amino acids.